This is a messenger RNA of Mytilinidion resinicola, 2369 nucleotides long. Its product is annotated as phenylalanine ammonia-lyase. The record is from RefSeq and is a predicted model, not a curated record. Gene Ontology annotation, molecular function: ammonia-lyase activity. The transcript has 3 exons. Gene Ontology annotation, biological process: L-phenylalanine catabolic process. Lineage: Eukaryota; Fungi; Ascomycota; Dothideomycetes; Mytilinidiales; Mytilinidiaceae. Gene Ontology annotation, cellular component: cytoplasm. The coding region runs from base 40 to 2193 and encodes 717 amino acids.
CAUUCAAGCAUUGUAAUUUCCGAGUGGGAAACUCUACGGAUGAGGAUUCAAGAUCGCAACCCAAUCGUCGUCGAUGGAUCGUCGCUAGAAAUAGCUAGCAUCGUCGCCGUAUCUAGAUAUGGCAUUUCCGGUAUCCUAGAUCCACAUCCAGCAGUGAAAGCCCGCAUUGACGACAGUGUGCGAUUUCUCGACAACUACCUGAGAGAAGGCCAUACAGUAUACGGUAUCAACACCGGCUUUGGUGGUAGUGCGGAUGUACGAACAACAAACCACGGUGAAUUACAACGCGCACUAUUACAAAUGCAGCAUAGCGGAGUCCUUCCUAGAGGUAAUCCUCUUUCCGGCACCGACCAAGCUGCAGUGUUCACUUCCGCCCUACAGCCCGAUGUCUUUUCCUCUCUCGCACUCCCGGAACCAUGGGUUCGGGCCACGAUGCUCGUGCGUUGCAACACUUUAUCGAGAGGCCAUUCAGCAGUCCGACCACAGAUUAUCGAGCAUCUCUUGAAGCUUUUGGAACUCAAUUGCAUCCCACUAGUGCCUCUCCGAGGUAGUAUAUCAGCGUCGGGAGAUCUGAGUCCGCUGUCCUACUUAGCCGGAGCUCUGGAAGGCAAUCCUGGGAUCUACGUCUGGAACGAGACAGACGAAUGCUUAGCCCAGCAACGUCUCCCUAUUCCUGCAUCGGAGACCUUGAAAAAGAUAGGGAUCGCACCAACAUCCUUUAAACCAAAAGAAGCUCUGGCAUUGGUUAACGGUACGGCAGUAUCUGCAGCAGUUGCAUCCUUGGCCUUACAUGACCUCAACAACCUCCUUGCCUUCGGGCAAGUUCUGGCCGCGAUGGGGGUUGAGGCUAUACUGGGGACCGCAGAAUCUUUCUUUCCCUUCAUAUCAGAUGUGCGGCCUCACCGUGGCCAAAAAGAAGUCGCUGGCAAUAUUCUCGCUAUGCUGAGUGGUACGAAACUAGCUAGUGGAGUGGCUGGUAGUUCUCCUGCAGCUGCUACGGGGCUCUUUCAAGACCGCUACUCCGUCCGGACAGUCCCUCAAUGGCUUGGCCCAUUCCUCGAGGACCUCAUGCUCGCGCACGAACAGCUAAGCAUCGAGUGCAAUUCGACGACGGACAACCCUCUCAUCGACGCUCAGGGAGGCACAAUCUAUCAUGGCGGUAACUUUCAGGCUGUUGCCGUCACAUGUGCCAUAGAAAAGUCCCGCAUCGCUGCUCAAGCCAUUGGUCGCAUGCUGUUCGCACAAUGUACCGAGUUGCUGAAUCCCAACACCAACCGCGGUCUUCCGCCUAGUCUUUGCGCGGAUGACCCAAGCACGAGCUUCACGAUGAAAGGGGUGGACAUUAACAUGGCUGCCUAUAUGUCCGAGCUCUCGUUUCUCGCGAAUCCGGUCCACAACCAUGUGCAGAAUGCUGAGAUGGGUAAUCAAGCGCUGAAUUCCCUGGCACUCAUCAGCGCACGGUAUACGCAUACUGCGGUUGAGCUGCUGUCACUCAUGUCAGCUACCUACCUGUACGUAUUGUGUCAGGCCCUGGACCUGAGAGCUAUGCACGUCAUAUUCUUGGAAACCUGGAAGAGCAACUUGGAGGCGCUGACUAGAACUAAUUUCGAGGACAUUUUGGACAAACAUACAGUAGAACGGCUUGUUAGUCUCAUAUGGACUCACGUAUCGCAAGAGUUCGUGAAAACUUCGAUCAUGGACCUCUCUAAUCGAUUCAAGAAUAUCAUGACCAGCAGUCAAACUAUCGUUCUGACGGGUUUCCAAGAGGCUACAGUAGGAAACACGAUGGAAUCUCCAGAGCUAAAUGCAAAGCUGCUCAAAGCGGUUCACAGCUUCCGGAUCCAGGCUACAGAACAGGGUGAGUUCGCGUUCGAAUCUAUUCGGUCACAAUAUCUUCGGGGUCCAGAUGCGACUCCCUACCUCGGAGCCGCCUCGAAGCGCAUGUACAUCUUCGUCCGGCGAGAAUUGAAGGUCCCAAUCCAUAGAGGAGUCAUAGACCAUCCGACUCCUGUUGCUGACCCAUCUGGUAUCUCACCUGCGCCGUCGAAAGAACCGAAAGAUAAUGUCGACAAGAAGACUACUGGGGGCUGGAUUAGCAUCAUCUACGAUGCGCUCCGCACUGGAAGUUUGAUCGAACAGGUUGUUGAGUGUUUGAAGGAGGCGACACAGCAUCCAGGCGCUCUUGUGAAAUGAGUGGCGGAUGUUAUGACCGGUGAAGCCACGAUUGUUCAGUCAGCUUAUUGAGAUCAUAUCGCAAAGGGAGUUCAGUUUUCCGCAAUAGAUGGCCUGGUCGGUAGAUUUUGCGUCAUAAUUUUGAUGAGUUUUCUGCUCUUUGGACAGUGCCCAUUUCUUUACUCCAUGGACAUAGA